AUGAUUGAUUUCAUCGCAGUGAAGACUGGUGGACUAACAUCAGUCACCAAUGCAAGAUCAUAUGGAGGAUUCCGCACCAGAUCGGAUCAUCAUCCGGUAAUUGCCGACUUUCGUCUCUCAUUUGGACCAGCGAAGCCUGCGCCAAAGUCUAAGGAGCGAUGCUUCUCCAAAUACAACCAACCUACAGAGAUAACCAGGAAACUCUAUCAGUCAGCACUACUUGAAAAUCUUCCGGAGAUCCAGCUCUCCCAAGUAUCGCCUCAGGUUAUUGAUAACCUGUGGGAUGGCUUUGUGACGGUUGUGCAUGGUGCAGCUCUAGGUGCAUUUGGGAGGGCAAAGGUUCGACACAAGUCGGUCCGCAGCAUGAAUACUGAAGUGUCUACGCUGUCGCAACGGCAGAAAGAGCUUCACAUCCAGAAGGAUGCGGAACGUGAUCCUGAAAGACGGCAACAGCUAGCAAGAGAACGCAAUCAAGUACUGCAUAAAAUACGAUCAAUAUUACGAAAGGAGGGUGACCAAUUUUGGCAGGAGAAAGCAACAGAAGCAGAUGCAUUACGGCCCGACGCACGGUCAUACUACAAUGCAAUUCGUAACAUCCGCCAACUUCGUUCCUCAGUCAGCCAGCCACCUGUCAGACUUGCAAACAAAGAUGGUGAAAUCAUGGCGGACGUCCAGUGGAAUCUCGAUGAAUUCCGCAAGUAUUACUUGUCCGUAUUCCAUCGCGAUGACGUCCCUGCUGCAGUCGACCACCCAGCAGAUGGAGAGGUAACACCUGAUGAGGAGCCAUUUACUCAGGAAGAAGUUCGAGCAGCAAUCUCACGGCAAAAACCGGGUGGUGCUGCUGGACAGGAUGGAGUUUCCGCUGUUUUGCUGCAGGCCGGUAAAGAUACAAUCACCACUUGGUUAACAACAUUCUUCAACGCUGUUCAACUGGCAAAAAGGUGCAAUGCAGAGGAUCAGAGAAGCCUGCCCAGAACAAGUCAAUCUACCUACUAA
Molecule: messenger RNA, 996 nt
Organism: Sycon ciliatum
Lineage: Eukaryota; Metazoa; Porifera; Calcarea; Leucosolenida; Sycettidae
Exons: 2
Coding region: 1-996 (331 amino acids)
Source: RefSeq, a predicted model, not a curated record